Molecule: messenger RNA, 1230 nt
Organism: Monopterus albus (swamp eel)
Lineage: Eukaryota; Metazoa; Chordata; Actinopteri; Synbranchiformes; Synbranchidae
Product: histone H2A-like
Exons: 1
Coding region: 481-867 (128 amino acids)
Cellular component (GO): nucleosome
Molecular function (GO): protein heterodimerization activity; DNA binding; structural constituent of chromatin
Source: RefSeq, a predicted model, not a curated record
UGAGGCUUCUUCACGCCACCAGUAGCCGGGGCGCUCUUACGGGCAGCCUUGGUGGCCAGCUGCUUCCUGGGGGCUUUGCCUCCAGUGGAUUUACGAGCGGUCUGCUUGGUUCUUGCCAUUUUCCGUAACAGAAUAAAAAAUAACCUAGUAUGAGGAAAUCCGCUGCUCUUAAACUAUUGGGCCGGGCGUGAAACGGUGACGCAGCUUCAGAGCUCCGGGUUCUGAUUGGUGAGCUGCUUUUCCUGGUGCUCAGCCCCGCCUGGAGGAGCGACCCACCGCCUGAACCUCCGCUGCUUAUUGGCGGAAAGCGGGUUGAAAUUGUGCGCUAAAAUUAGAGCGGGUCCUCCUCUGCUGCACUGCGGGAAGCCUCGUCUCUGGUUGGUGCGUGGCGAACCGUCCCGCGCUCCGCGGACAUAAAACAGAAACUCUGGACCGUUAGAACCACAGUUUGUGAGUUUUAUCUCAAGAAAGAGAACGAAAAUGAGUGGCCGAGGAAAGACUGGCGGAAAGACCCGCGCUAAGGCAAAGACUCGCUCCUCUCGUGCUGGGCUGCAGUUCCCCGUGGGUCGUGUUCACAGGCUGUUGCGCAAAGGAAACUAUGCUGAGCGUGUCGGUGCCGGAGCCCCGGUCUACCUGGCGGCUGUGCUGGAGUACCUGACCGCUGAGAUCCUGGAGCUGGCUGGAAACGCCGCCCGUGACAACAAGAAGACCAGGAUCAUCCCCCGUCACCUGCAGCUGGCCGUGCGCAACGACGAGGAGCUCAACAAGCUCCUUGGCGGUGUCACUAUCGCUCAGGGCGGCGUCUUGCCGAACAUCCAGGCCGUGCUGCUGCCCAAGAAGACCGAGAAACCUGCCAAGGCCAAGUAAAUCUGGACCAAGGCUGAUGCCUCCAAACCACAAAGGCUCUUUUAAGAGCCACACACUCCUACAAAGAGCUUAAUCCUCAUGUUUUCCUUUAAACCAGAUACAUUCUUAUGUGAUGUCAGGAACUUUUUCUAGGCCUCUUUAUUAAAUGUUAUGGAUGUAACCAUGCAGUGUUUGUAUUAUAAAAUAAGCCUAUUUACAGUAUCAAAAGUUCAUUUCCAGGCAGAAUAUCUAGAUCCAACCCAUUACUUGUGUGUUAAAUGGUAAUAGCACUAUGCUCUGACGCAACACGUUGCAAAUCAGAGGCUGCACUUUUACCAACACAUCUGUCUGCUGCCUUCAAUCAAGUCAACAGAAAACUCUUAC